Messenger RNA from Rotaria socialis, 767 nucleotides. The record is from the annotation of a GenBank genome assembly. NCBI's taxonomy places the organism in Eukaryota, Metazoa, Rotifera, Eurotatoria, Philodinida, Philodinidae.
AUGUCAACAUUUACAUUCAGUACAACAGAAAAGAACAAACCUUUAUUAAUUUGUAAAGGUUUUGCUUAUACUAUCGAUAAAACAACUAAUGAUAAAACUUAUUGGAAAUGUGAACAUGUUCGAAAAUUUAAAUGUAAAGGACGAAUUCACACUAACUGUACUCAUACAACAUUAUUACAUGAAAACGAUAAUCAUAAUCAUCCUGGUAAUCCCGUUUCAACUGAAAUUGGAAUAUUUGAAGAAAAAAUUCGUCAUCAAGCACCUAAUUCAAACGAAGCUACACAAAACUUUAUUGAUUAUUGUCUCACGAAUUUAGCUGAUCAUGCUGUAGCUCGUCUUCCUGAUUUUAAACAUGUCAAACGAAAUAUUCAAAAUCACCCAGUAAAAAAAGAUUUGCCCGAAAUUCCACAUGAUAAAACAUUUAAUGCAACACCAUCGAUUUUUUAUCAAUUAUACGCUAUGCACGUGGUUUAUCGAAAUGCUGUUUUACCUGUCGUAUUCGCAUUAUUACCAAACAAAACUCAACAAACUCAUCGUCGCCUUAUUGAUAAAUUAUCAGAAAUUUGUCCAUUAUGGAGUCCAAAAUUUAUAAUGAUGGACUUCGAACUUGCAUCAAUAAAUGAAUUCGGUGAUAAAUUUGUAACAACAACAAAUCCAUCAAUAAUAUCCGGUUGUUUUUUCAUCUACAAAAUAGUAUUCAACGACUUAGGCUUCAAAACGAAUUAUGAACAAGAUCCAGUAUUUUCUCAUCAUGUUAAUCAAAUUGC